Molecule: messenger RNA, 321 nt
Organism: Enterobius vermicularis (human pinworm)
Lineage: Eukaryota; Metazoa; Nematoda; Chromadorea; Rhabditida; Oxyuridae
Source: the annotation of a GenBank genome assembly
AUGCUAUUUCAGAAUCGUUGGUCACCAACAUAUGAUGUCGCAGCCAUCUUGACCUCUAUUCAGUCAUUAUUGGAUGAGCCAAAUCCUAACAGCCCUGCAAAUUCAUUAGCAGCUCAAUUAUAUCAAGAAAACAGGAGAGAGUAUGAGAAAAGAGUACAGCAAAUAGUCGAACAGUCCUGGUUAAACUUUGGGGAAAAUGAGGGGGAAAUGGAGACCAAGGAAAACGCUGAUGCAAGUGAAGAAAUCGAAGUUGAGCAAGAAGACUCACCAGGCGCUUCUGGGACGUAUGCUUCAUCUGGGAAUCGUCCAACUUCCAGUUAA